GCCCGGUAGCUGUCGUCAUCAUGGUCCUAAAGCCGUCCCCCAUCCCGCAGCCAGUCACCGCGUCUCUCAGCAAAUGCAGUCGUGUAGCAGACAUUUCUCCAGGCAUUAUCGACAAAUGAUUAAUGACCCGAUUCAGAUAUAAAGAUGGCCUCUCCCCAGCCUGGCAGCCCACCUCUUGCAGAGCAGUACACUCCUUCGCAGGAUGAAGACAGCCAGCAAGAAGGAGAGGUGUUGAGGGAUCAGCCUGCAAAGAAACGUGGCAGAGGCAGGCCUCCAAAAGCCAAAGCUUCCUUCAAAUGCUCUACAUGCACAGAGGCGUUCAGGAGUCUGUCAGCUCUGCGGAGCCACAAGCUCUCAGCGCAUGUGAAGGAGCGUCAGCAGCAGCACACAUGCUCUCAGUGUACGAAGACAUUCUCCAGCAAGGCUCAGCUCUCAAAGCAUGAGCGCACUCACUCAGCCCAGCGCCCCUUUCAGUGCCCUGACUGUCACAAGGCUUACAAGACGCCAACAGAGCUACGCAACCAUAGCCGCUCACACACUGGGGAGAAACCUUUCAUAUGCACGGAGUGUGGUAAAGCCUUCAUGCAGGCUAUAUGCCUGAGGAUCCAUAUGACGCAGCACAGUGGUGAGCGUCCUUACUGUUGCCGCCAGUGCUCUAAGAGCUACCCCACCCUGUCUAAACUGAAGGUGCACAUGCGGUCUCACACGGGAGAAAAACCAUACUUCUGUGCAGAGUGCGGUAAGAGUUUUGCCGAUCCCUCUGUGUUCCGAAAACACAGAAGGAACCAUCAGGGCCAUCGGCCGUAUGCCUGUGACGAGUGCGGGAAAACGUACACAGAGCUGAAGGACCUGAAAAACCAUGAGCGCUCCCACACUGGAGAAAAGCCGUACCUGUGCUCCGACUGUGGCAAGGCUUUCUCCCGCUCCUCCUCUCUGGCCUGCCAUCAACGCAUUCACUCUCAGAAUAAACCCUAUCAGUGUGAGCAGUGUGGCAAAGGCUUCACCCAGCUGUCUUCCUACCAGUCUCAUCUCCGCACUCACUCUGGUGAGAAGCCCUUCCUCUGUCCUCAGUGUGGCAAGAUGUUUUCUGAUCCAUCCAGUUUCCGUCGCCACCAGCGAGCCCACUUGGGUUUCAAGCCCUACCCCUGCGAUAAGUGUUCCAAGAGGUUCCGGCAGCCAGCUGAUUUGGCUGUGCAUGAACGUGUUCACUCUGGAGAGCGGCCUUACAAAUGCCAGAGCUGUGACAAGGCCUUCGUGGCAUCCUGGGAUCUGCGGCGCCACAUGCUUGUCCACACAGGACUCAGGCCCUUUUCUUGCACUGAGUGUGACAAGUCAUUUGCUGAGCGCUCGAGCCUCAACAAGCACCGGCGUGUGCACUCUGGAGAGAGGCCUUUCAAAUGUGAGGAGUGUCUGAAGUCAUUUGUUGUAUCCUCAAGCCUGCGCAAACAUGAGAGAACUCACCUAGCUGAGCAGUCUGACCAGCAGCAACAGCAGCAGCAACAGCAACAGCAGCAGCAACAGCAGCAGCAGCAACAACAACAACAACAGCAGGAGACAGAGACGGGGUCAGCUUCAGGCUUUACUUCCCACACAACCCUCCCUCAGUUCUCCUGUACACAUUGUGAUGCUACAUUUGGAACAUGGGAUGAAGUUCAGGCCCAUGAGAACCUUCACUCCAUCGAUUCCUCUCUUCCCACAGUUACCAAAACUGUACCACUGGGCUCACAUGUCUGUGAAACCUGCCAGGCAGAGUUUGCACAGCUGGCAGAUUUACAGGAGCACGAGAAGCAACAUCCCAAGCCAAGGCCUCAUGUCUGCAACAGCUGCGGCAAAGGCUUCCUCAACAAAUCUGGACUGCGUAAACACCAGAAGAUCCACUCCACCAAUAAACCUCACAGCUGCCCCCACUGUGGCAAAGCCUUUCUUUUUGCUGCCUACCUUCGCAAGCACUUACGGACUCACGCAGAUGCUGCCCAACCUGCCCAAACACUCAAUGACUUAAACAUCAUUCACACAGACCCGCUACCCUCUCCUCCACCCCUUGGUGAGGUUUCCCCCUCCACUGUUGAACCGAGCGGCAUAUCGCUGACGGUUCCAGUGACUGUACCUGUGACUGCUUUCCAGACUCUGCCCGAGUACUUAGUCAAAGAAGAGGGACUUUAAGCUUCUUUUUUUAUACUGUCAAUACCAUUGCCUUAAAUCUUUGAGAUGAUGGGUCUUAUUCUGAAAAGCAAACUGUUAUUUUCCAAAAACCUUCCUACAAAGAUUUCAAAAUAUCUUGUCCUACACUCAGUUGUUACCGCUUUGUCACUGUUUUGUUAUUCCAUGAUAUUUGUUACUUGUUACAUAUGUACAUAUUUUAAAAUAUAUGCUAUAAAAUAAGUAGCAUAUUAAGGAAUUGUCUUAUCUGUUGUGAUCUCCUCAUAAAAAGUGGUGUUGCAAACAUACAGUUUAUGCUGAUCACUGUAAAAUCUCACUUGAAAAUGUUGUGAUUUCUGGUAAACAGGAUUUUACAAUUCAUUUUAAGUAUAGCUUGUCUUAAAUUUACAUUUUGUUAACAUAAUCUGUAACUGUUGUGUUGUAAAAAGUAUUUGUCAUCGAAUAUUAUAUUAAUCUUCAAGUAAAAAAAGAAAAAAAAGGUGGAAUUCCGAAAUGUUCAAUCAGUGGAAUUCAAAUUUUCUACAAAUAAAAUUGUGAACUGUGUAAAAAUUA
Messenger RNA from Scophthalmus maximus (turbot), 2712 nucleotides. RefSeq names its product zinc finger protein 668 (gene znf668). Gene Ontology annotation, cellular component: nucleus. The transcript has 2 exons. The coding region runs from base 145 to 2163 and encodes 672 amino acids. NCBI's taxonomy places the organism in Eukaryota, Metazoa, Chordata, Actinopteri, Pleuronectiformes, Scophthalmidae. The record is from RefSeq and is a predicted model, not a curated record.